Messenger RNA from Hylaeus volcanicus, 1670 nucleotides. RefSeq names its product DCN1-like protein (gene SCCRO). Gene Ontology annotation, biological process: positive regulation of ubiquitin-protein transferase activity; protein neddylation. The coding region runs from base 105 to 869 and encodes 254 amino acids. Gene Ontology annotation, cellular component: ubiquitin ligase complex. Gene Ontology annotation, molecular function: ubiquitin conjugating enzyme binding; cullin family protein binding; ubiquitin-like protein binding. The transcript has 5 exons. NCBI's taxonomy places the organism in Eukaryota, Metazoa, Arthropoda, Insecta, Hymenoptera, Colletidae. The record is from RefSeq and is a predicted model, not a curated record.
GUAUUUGCAUUUCUCGGAGCUUUUGCAGAACAUGCGCAUGUUCAUGUCAAGUGCAGUGCAAAGGAAAUAAUAUUUUGGCUUUCGGGGGCCUAAAAUUAGCUAAAAUGCAUAAGUUAAAGUUUUCGCAAAGAGACAAAGUAAAAAAAUUUAUUACAUUUACACACACCGGAGAACAAACAGCGAUAUAUUGUUUAUCACAGAACGAUUGGAAGUUAGACCUGGCGAGUGAUAAUUAUUUUCAAAAUCCUGAGGCUUAUUUUAAAGAACCAAGAAUUUCAGUGGACAAAAAGAAAUUAGAAAUAUUGUUUAGUCGAUAUCAAGAUCCAAACGAACCAGACAAGAUUACCGCAGAUGGAAUAAUGAAAUUUUUGGAUGACUUGGGUUUAAGUCCCGAGAGCAAAAUAGUAUUAAUCAUUGCAUGGAAAUUUCGAGCAGAAACACAAUGUGAAUUUACUAAAGAUGAAUUUAUGAAUGGGAUGAUGGAUUUAGGUGUGGACAAUAUAGAUAAAUUAAAAGCUCGUUUAAGUAGUUUAGAAAAUGAAUUAAGAGAUCCCCAGAAAUUUAAAGAUUUUUAUCACUUUACAUUCAAUUAUGCAAAAAAUCCAGGACAGAAAGGUUUAGACCUUGAUAUGGCUAUUACCUAUUGGAACAUUGUACUAGAUGACAAAUUCAAGUUCCUGCCAUUAUGGUGUCAAUUUCUACAGGAGCACCAUAAGAGGUCAAUCCCAAAAGAUACAUGGAAUUUACUAUUAGAUUUUGCGCUUAUGAUUAAUCCUGAUAUGAGUAAUUAUGAUGAAGAGGGAGCCUGGCCUGUAUUGAUAGAUGAUUUUGUAGAGUGGGCUCAGCCUCGAGUUCGUCAGUCUCUCUAACAUCUUAUUACAUUUUUAACUCCAUGUGAAAAAAGCUUUAUUUAUUCAACUAUAAAAUCAUAUAAUCAAGUUAUACUUGAUCAUAUUUUUCUGAUGAAGCAACGUCAUUUUACUUUGUGUACAGAAUAUAUAGCAAUGAGGCAAGAGUGUUAUAAUUAUUUGAAUCAAUCAUGCUGUAUAAUAACCCUAUAAUGUAAAUUGCUUAUAAACGAAAAUUACUUUCAUAUAAAGUACGAAUUUAUAUAAGAUAUGAAAUUAGAGGGUCUAUCAAUAUAUAAGUAAAAAUUACAUUGAUGUUAAAGGCUUGCAACACUAUUAUAUGUUUAAAUUUGCAAUGUUAAACUUUCACCUGUACAAAGUAAUAUGAUACAUAAUGAGUUUGCUGUUCGAAGAACAGUGUAGUAACAGUGGAAAAUGUUGCUCAAUUACCGAUGGUAUUUGCAAACAUCAGAAAAAAUCGUUUUUCGCGUUCCUUUUCAAGAAUUUGGCUUCAAAAGGAAAAAUGUAUGAAAAAUUCGUUUAUACCUUUUUGUAGAUAGUAAUUUCUAGAAAUUGCGUUAUUAAAAUUGUUACUAAAUAAAUUUUAUGACACUUUACAUAACACUUGUAAUAUAUAUACAAAAAAACACGGAAAGAAAAAUCUGUAUUUUAAACAUAAUGCAAUUUCGGCACCGCUAUACUUAUUCUUUCACGGAAAGAAAAGAAUUUGUUUUUAUUUUAUUAGCAAAGAAGAAUAUAUUGUAUUUCUGAGGUACUAUAGAUGUUAGGAAAAAUAAAUUAAGAAUUUUUUACAAGUUUGAA